AUGGAGUUCGGCUUCUUCCGAGGCUUACCUCACAACAUAUUCCUCCUCGACAUCGCGGGGCAAUUGGCGUUCCUGAUCGACAUCGUCCUCCACUUCUUCCUGGGCUAUCACCAAGUUCACUCCAACUCCCUCUCCUUGGUCCUCGACCACUACCAAAUCGCCAUGAGGUACCUCAAGUCUCGCUUCCUCUUCGAUCUUCUCGCCUGUUUCCCCUGGGACUACAUCUACAAGCUCACCCACAACAACGAGAUCGUUCGCUAUAUGCUUUGGAUUAGACUCACUCGUGCUUCCAGAGUCACCCAAUUCUUCGACACCCUCGAGAAGGAUACUCGUAUCAAUUACUUGUUCACCAGAAUCGUCAAACUCUUCGUUGUUGAACUUUACUGCACUCACACCGCUGCAUGCAUUUUUUACUAUCUUGCCACCACUCUGCCCCCUUCCCAGGAGGGUUACACUUGGAUCGGUAGCUUGAAAAUGGGUGACUAUGAAUAUUCUGACUUCAGACACAUCAAUCUCUGGAACCGUUAUGUCACCUCCCUCUACUUUGCAAUCGUUACCAUGGCCACCGUCGGCUACGGAGAUAUCCAUGCGGUCAAUGUUCGGGAGAUGAUAUUCGUCAUGAUUUAUGUCUCCUUUGACAUGAUUCUUGGCGCGUACCUUCUCGGUAACAUGACUGCGUUGAUUGUCAAAGGGUCUAAGACAGAGAAAUUCAGAGAUCAAAUGUCUGAUAUCAUGAAGUACGUGAAUAAGAACAAAUUAGACAGCCAGAUAUGUCGUCAAAUUAAAGAUCAUUUGAGGUUAAAGUAUGAUCCAAGUUACUCGGGAUCUUCUUUUCUUCAGGAGAUACCAACCACCAUUCGUACAAAGAUUUCAAUAAGCUUGUACGAACAGUUCAUUCAGAAAGUUUCUGUUUUCAAGGGAUGUUCUUCAGGGUUUAUAAAGCAGAUCGCAACCAAAGUCAAUGAAGAGUUUUUCCUCCCAGGAGAAUUAGUAACGGAGCUAGGAGAUGUAGCAGAUAAACUCUACUUUGUAUAUCAUGGUGAGCUGCGUGAGAAAAGGGGGGAAGACGGUUAUACAGAAGAAGAGACAAUCACAUUGCACACCUAUAGUUUCUUCGGCCAUAUUUCUUUUUUUUGCAAUAUACCUCAAAAUUCUACUGUUGAAGCUCAUGAAUUUUGCAAGGUUUUGCGACUUGAUAAAAAAUCCUUCUCUGAAAUACUCAAGAUAUACUUUCUAGACGGUCGUGUUGUCUUGAACAAUCUCCUUGAGGUAAGAGACUUAAAUCUCCAGCGUAAGCUUUUGUUAUCAGACUUCAACCUCACUGUUCGAAACAUGGAAACAGAGCUUGCUACAAAACUCAACUGUGCUGCCCAUGAUGGUCAUCUUGAUCUUGUCAAACGUUUCAUUGGAUUUGGGGCAGAUCCCAGGAAAACUGAUUAUGAUGGUCGAACACCCUUGCAUAUCUCAGCAUCAAAAGGAUAUGUGGAUAUUUCUUCCUAUCUUGUUGAACAAGGAGUAAACAUCAAUGCUGCAGAUAAAUUUGGCACCACUCCCUUGCUUGAAGCCAUCAAGAAUGGACAUGAAGAAGUAGCAUCUGUACUUGUUAACGCGGGAGCUAUCCUUACCAUUGAUGACGUUGGCAAUUUUCUCUGCAUGACAGUUGCAAAGAAGGAGUUUGACCUUUUAAAAAGGGUUCUAGCUUGUGGUGUUAAUCCGAAUGCCAGAAAUUAUGAUCAACGUACCCCUCUUCACAUUGCUGCCUCUGAAGGUUUCUUUACAAUGGUUGAAUUACUUCUAGAAGCAGGAGCAAGUGUUUUAUCUAAGGACAGAUGGGGAAAUACACCUCUUCAUGAAGCUCAUACUGGUGGAAAUAGAAAUAUGAUCAAAAUGCUUGAAGUUGCAAAAGUUUCUCAGUUGGCAGAGUUGUCCUAUGAUAUUCAUGAAACUCCAGCAACACCAAUGUUGCAGUCAACAAAUGAAAUUCCAAAAAGGAGAUGUAUAGUGUAUCCUUUCCACCCAUGGGAUCACAAAGCGGAUAAAAAAGAGGGAGUGGUGCUAUGGGUUCCACAGAGCAUUGAAGAGCUUAUGAAGGAAGCUGGGAAACAUUUGGAAACUACAAACAAUUCCUAUAUUUUGUCAGAACAAGGUGGAAAAAUUCUUUACGUAGACAUGAUUAACAACGAUGAGAAGCUAUUUCUAGUGAAUGAAGCUCAAAUAGAUCCUGUGUCAUGUAUAUUGGCCAAUAAUGGCCAACCUCAAUCUCAUUCUUCCAACAAAUUAGGACUAGCUCUCUCUUUGAAAGCUGAACUUUGA
Molecule: messenger RNA, 2313 nt
Organism: Sphenostylis stenocarpa
Lineage: Eukaryota; Viridiplantae; Streptophyta; Magnoliopsida; Fabales; Fabaceae
Source: the annotation of a GenBank genome assembly